This is a messenger RNA of Kogia breviceps (pygmy sperm whale), 2681 nucleotides long. The record is from RefSeq and is a predicted model, not a curated record. NCBI's taxonomy places the organism in Eukaryota, Metazoa, Chordata, Mammalia, Artiodactyla, Physeteridae.
AUGAGGGAAGGUUCUGGAGGAAGAGAUACGCUAAGAGAUGGGAGGUCAAGCUGCACAUACGUGGAUGAAGCCAAUUUCUCGGAAUAUGCAACUUCUAAGAAACAGGAGGAUUUGCCUUAUGAUGGGGACUUCUCCCAAAUUCAGCUGUACAAUGAUUACAAUUUUACCUCAAAAUAUGACAUCCUUGAUGUCUCAAAUCAAAUGAAUUUAACAGAAGAUGACCUUCAAGAAAAGACCACACACAGAGAGACUUGCAGAAAGGCAGAUAUGGCCAUGAUUUUGGAUAAAACAACUGAAAAUGCUGUCAGCAAAAAAUAUGAUAAAGAGAAUCAAAGCACCAUAAAUCUUCAUAUUCCAUCUAACCAAGGAAACCCUUCAAAGUCAAACAUUUCUGAUAUUUUACUCCAUCAUCUUUGCAAAGAGGAAUUCUCAAAAGGUCAAGGCAUUAAUUGUGAAACUCUCCCAGAGAUCUCUAAUGCUGACAGUUUUGACGGAGCUAUUAUUAAAAAUAUUAUUUUGCAGCAUGUUAAGAAUUCUUGGCCGACAGAACAAACCUCAGAACUCACUGACCAACUCAACUCCAAAAGCGAUGAUGAAAACAGCAGUAAGCCCAGUUGUUUUCCAACAAUGACAGAAGAAAACACCUCUGAUUUAGAAGAUCCAGUCGCUGCUGGAGAAAGCAGCCAUCAGGAAAAUUCGAAUUUUCUAACUAAAAUCAAGAGUCCAGGUGAUAAAGAAAAAAGUUGCCAAGGGCAGACACCCCAGAAACAGCAGGCUGAAAAAGCAAGUUCAGGCAACAGGUUCAAAUACGGCCAAGGUCAAGUUCAUUACUGGUUCUCUGAUUCCUCUAAGGUUGCUCCUAAAAAUAACAUAAUUGACAAACCACUUACAACUGAUAAACAAGCCAGCUUUUCUCCUAAAUUGAGAGAUAAGUCAGCUAUUGUGCAAGAUAUUUCAGAAAGCAUGUCUAGAUCAAACGAUGUUGAAAAACAAGAGCAGAAAUGGAAAAUUGAAACGUCACAACAGACAGAGAUGGAGCCCACAGUACAUAUCCACCAAGAACAUCUUGCAGGAAUAGAAUCUGAGACAAGUCUCUCUAAGAUGCCAUUGACUUCUCAGAAAGACCCUUCCUCAAGUUCUUCUUACACAUUUCACAAGAUACCCCAAGGGAAACAGAUGUGUCAGAAGUUAAAAGAACAGACUGAUCAACUGAAGACUAAAGUACAAGAAUUUUCCAAAAGCAUAGCACAGGAUUCUCCCUGUCAUUUGCAAGAUAGGAGGCUGGUCCUCGAGAAACUUAAGGUGAGGCUUAAACUGUGUAAGGUGGAAGGGUCAGAAGUAAUCUCCUUCAGAAAAGUAGAAGGUGAAAUCUUCAUGUUGGAGAUGCUACUUGAAGAUUUUAAAGAGAAAAUUAAUAAAGGCAAAUAUACUUCAGCUGUCUCUCUUCCCAUGAGUUCUCAAAUCAACCUGGAUGACUUAUCAUCCACAUCCUCUCCAUCCUCAAAUGAGUUACCCAAGGAGCACCCUGGCCGUCCUGCGUGGCACCGGGGCCGUGUGGAACAUUUUCAAGGGAUAACUCCUGAUGCAGAGGAAGUUGUAGACAAACGAGCCGCCAACGUUGAUGGUGCCUAUAAAUCAGAGUGGAGGAGGCCUGAGAUGGUGAGUUUGGCGCGGUCCGCGCGGCUUGCUGGGCUGUGCCUGAGCAGCCAAGGGGUGAGUCACUUCCUCGGUCACAUCCACAUCUGUGUGUGCUUUGUGGUGCAGGAGAAGCCUAACAAUGCUUCGGGGAGGCAGGACAGUGCGGAGACGACCCGUGCAAGCUGUGCCUUCUGCCACCGGGUCCUUGAAUGGAAGCAAAAAAUGGAGAAAAAAGGCCACAGAGGAAUCAACCGUGAAAGGUUUCCUGCUGCCUUUCAAGACAAGGCACAGCACCCAGACUCAGUUCUCGGUUCUGAUACAGGACUCAGCUGCUAUUCUGCUUCUGGGACUGGACUGCAGGGUAAUAAAUGUGAGAACUGCAGCACUAAGAUUCAUAACUCCCAGAGAGUCUGUGGUAAAGCAUCAUCUAAAGAAUUUCUUUACAUAUUCAACACCCCAGGACAGAAUUUCUUUAAUCACAGCAAAAGAAGUGCCUUUGCCCAGCUCCACUAUUUAAAUGAAAAUAAAAAUUCUUCACCUUCUCAUUCAAAACCAAAAUGGAUCUGUUUCCAGAGUGCAAAUUCAAAAUCCUCUUAUGAUGAAUGUGAACUCAUACCAGGAAAUUCAGGCCUUGCUACACCCUCACCCCAUUCCCACUCCUGCAGGAUUUCUGAAAGCACAUCCUCAAGCAACUUUACCGGUAUGGAAGAAACGGAAUCUGAGAUUUUAAACUCAUCUUUGGAUCAUGCCCUGAGGACAGCAACCAUUUUGAAACAAACUACUGAUCAAAUGAUUAGAACUAUUGCAGAAGAUCUUGCCAAAGUACAGAGAUGGAGGAAUAGACUGAAAUACUAGUUUGACUCAACGCAAACCAAGGAUUAAAAAAAAAUGCAGAGAAAACUUGGUCUUCACCCCCAAAGUAUUUUACUUAUUACACAACUUAUGAAGAUGACUUUCUAGAGAAAACACCAAAACUGCAAGAAAUGGGGGACACAAUGUGCUAAAAUGAAACAAAAAAUGGACCUCUGAUUCUUAAAAAUCAA